Molecule: messenger RNA, 4483 nt
Organism: Alosa sapidissima (American shad)
Lineage: Eukaryota; Metazoa; Chordata; Actinopteri; Clupeiformes; Clupeidae
Gene: slc7a14a
Product: solute carrier family 7 member 14a
Exons: 8
Coding region: 581-2932 (783 amino acids)
Biological process (GO): transmembrane transport; amino acid transport
Cellular component (GO): plasma membrane
Molecular function (GO): amino acid transmembrane transporter activity
Source: RefSeq, a predicted model, not a curated record
UAUGUUGAAUAUCGCAAUAUACCCCCCCGCUAAAGGUAACGCUUAGGUUGCUGCAUGCUUGUAGCCUACUGUCAGUGGCAACAUCAAAAUGGAGCUUUCCAGUGCGCCGUAAAAUGCUAAUCCGGUGGGUUAGAAUCGUUCUUCUCUAAAGUAGAGCCAUUAAUGGAUAAAUAUGGCGUAUUGUGGAGUGGUGUGUUUGUGGAUACGCUAACGGAAAUGCAUCCUCAAUGACUACCACUUGCUCUUCUUGUAUGGUUUCGGAUGCACCGCCCCAUUGGGCUGAUCUAAACAGCAGAUCACAUCAGGCGAGCUGAGGCUGAACCGACAGCAUCAUUCAAGUGGAGGCUUCCAUCCCAUAACCUGACGUCAGCACGAUGUGGAAGCACACCAGUAUGGACCUCAUCUGAAGGAAACUGAAGAAAAAAAACCCCAAGUGGAACAGCACCUCACACGCCAGACUUCGGCCAACGAGCCCUCUUUUUGAGACUCUGUUCAUUUCCCUCCCAAAGCGCUCCAGAAGCCGUACCCAAGCCCGGCCACAGUUCCUGUGGGAGUCCGUGCUGUGCGCAGUGGACCCGAGAUGAGUGGGCUCAUGGGUAAACUGCGGAGGGUGCAGUGGGGGGCCACAUGGAAUGCCUUCCAGACGCGCGUGCUGCGCACCAAACCCGUGGAGUCCAUGCUGGAGAGUACGGGCGGCACGGGCGCCCAUGGCACCAAGCUGGCCCGCGUCCUGACCACCGUGGACCUGGUGUCGCUCGGUGUGGGCAGCUGCGUGGGCACGGGCAUGUACGUGGUGUCCGGGCUGGUCGCCAAGGAGAUGGCAGGGCCGGGAGUCAUCAUGUCCUUCAUCAUCGCAGCGGUGGCCUCGUUCCUCUCAGGGGUGUGUUAUGCCGAGUUUGGAGUCCGUGUGCCGAAGACCACGGGCUCGGCGUACACCUACAGCUAUGUGACAGUGGGGGAGUUUGUGGCCUUCUUCAUUGGCUGGAAUCUGAUUCUGGAGUACCUGAUUGGCACAGCGGCCGGGGCCAGCGCCCUCAGCAGCAUGUUUGAUUCGCUGGCCAAUCACUCAAUCAGCGGCUUCAUGAUCAGCCACAUAGGCACGCUCAAUGGCCUCGGGAAGGGUGAGGAGUCCUACCCCGACCUGCUGGCUCUGGUGAUUGCCAUCCUGGUAACGGUGGUGGUUGCCCUCGGAGUGAAGAACUCGGUUGGCUUCAACAACGUGCUGAACGUCAUCAACCUGGUGGUGUGGGUCUUCAUGAUGAUCGCCGGACUCUUCUUCGUCAACGGGGCCAACUGGGAUGAAGGGCGCUUCCUGCCGUUCGGCUGGUCAGGGGUCAUGCAAGGUGCGGCCACCUGCUUCUACGCCUUCAUCGGGUUCGACAUCAUCGCCACCACAGGAGAGGAAGCCAAAAGCCCCAACACGUCCAUCCCGUACGCCAUCACAGCCUCACUGGUCACUUGCCUGACCGCAUACGUGUCUGUGAGUGUGAUCUUGACCCUGAUGGUGCCCUACACGGAGAUCGACGCAGACGCACCACUCAUGGAGAUGUUCGCUCUGCACGGCUUCCAGGCGGCCAAGUACAUCGUGGCCAUCGGCUCCAUCGCUGGUCUGACAGUCAGCCUGUUUGGGUCACUCUUCCCCAUGCCCCGCGUCAUCUACGCCAUGGCCGGAGACGGACUGCUCUUCAAGUUCCUGGCUGUAGUCAACACGUACACAGAGACGCCGGUGUUGGCGUGCGUGGUGUCGGGCUUCCUGGCUGGACUGCUCUCGCUGCUGGUCAGCCUGCGCGACUUGAUCGAGAUGAUGUCCAUCGGCACACUGCUGGCCUACACGCUGGUGUCCGUCUGCGUCCUGCUACUGCGCUACCAGCCCGAGAGCGACAUCCACGGCUUCGUCAACUUCCUGUCUGAGGAGAGCACCAAGCGCAAGGAGGGCGUGCUGGCCGAGUGCGAGCGGGACGCCUGCUCGCCGGUCAGCGAGGGUGAUGAGUUCUCCGGCCCGGCCACCAAUACCUGUGGUGCCAAGAACCUGCCCUCGCUCGGCGACAACGAGAUGCUCAUCGGCAAGCCGGACAAGUCGGCCUACACAGCCGCGCACCCCAACUACGGCACGGUGGACAUGUCGUCGGUCAUCGAGCCCGACGAGUCGGACAGCGCGCACGUGCUCAAGCUCAAGAAACUUCUGGGCCCACGCUACUACACUCUCCGCAUCCGCCUGGGCCUGCCCGGCAAGAUGGACCGUCCGACGGUGGCCACGGGCCGCACGGUCACGCGCUGCGUCCUGCUCCUCUUCUUCCUGAUGUUCGGCUUCUGCUCGCUGGUGACGUUCGGCGCGGACUGCAUCGCAGAGGGCAGCUGGUGGGCAGUGCUGCUGCUGGUGGUCCUGCUGGUGGUCAUGAUGCUGCUGGUCUUCAUCAUCCUGCAGCAGCCCGAGAACCCCAAGCGCCUGCCCUACAUGGCCCCCUGCGUGCCCUUCGUCCCCGCCGCGGCCAUGCUGGUCAACAUUUACCUCAUGCUCAAGCUCUCCGACAUCACCUGGAUACGCUUCGCCGUCUGGUGUUUUGUGGGUGUGCUGAUCUACUUUGGCUACGGCAUGUGGAACAGCACCCUGGAGAUCACGGCACGCGAGGAGGAGGCGCACGCCAGCACCUACCAGCGCUACGACGUGGGCGUCGAUGAAGGCUUCGCCGACAACUUCUACCCCCCAGAGGACAGCUGGGGCGAGCCCCAGGACACCGCCGGCACCAAGCAGCACCAGGGCCAGGGCCCGAGUCCGCCCGAGCCCCCGGCCAAGCCCGGCCAAGUCAACUCCCUGGACCGCCGCAGGACCUCCCCCUCCCCCCACAGCAGCAAAGCCAAAAGCAAAAGCCCCCCCGGCCUGGCGUUUGAGGGCCUGGCAGUGGACGAUGACUUAGAUGACCCACUGGACUGAGAUGGACCCCCGGGUGACUACUGUCCUGUUUGUGUGUGUGCUGAUGCUGAGGAUGUGGUGGAUGGUGAUGAUGUUGAUGAUGAUGGCUAGAACCCUUGGGCUAGAUGGUUUCCUUUGAGUCAGGAGAGCUCCAUUUUGUGGUCAUGCCAUCCUCUUAUCUGUCGUUGCUGGGAAGUAGGCAGAGUAGAGUGGACUCAGUGGUACAUAUCAGCUGGUUUAACCUUACCAUGGCAGCAACCUUCCCACUUCAAAACAAAUGCUCCACCAUUUUUUUUUUCCUCAAGGCCGUAGUUUUAAAUUUUGCGUCAACACUUUAGCCCACGCAUGCUCAUUGUUUCAGAUACUCUGGCCAUCCCAAGCAAGCCUUGCAUUCAUUAUGUGUGAAAGAGCUACAUCACUUGGUUCAAGUCACAACCCAAAAAAUAGAACAAUUUGCCAUUAAACACAUGUUCAUGACACAGCUGCUUUUGACUGACAGGAAGUGGGCGGUUUUUGAAGCCUGAACCAUUUUCUUGUAUCUAGGUCAGGGGAUCCUCUGACUGCAGAGGCAAUCUUUUAAUCUGCCAAGGACAGGAAGGAAGCUUUUUUUUUAUUAACCAGUCAUAGAAAGAAAAGCUGAGAUUCCACAAAUUGUAUUACCUGACCCCUCAUUACGUAUACCUCUUGGUUCUGAAUUCGUAACUUAUAAGACGCUGUAAUUAUUUUUGUAAUAAACAUACCUUAUUUUUGUUGGCCAAAAAAAUCAUAACAUGGGAUAUAAACAGGAACAUAGAUAAGCUGAGUUUAAGUUGGGUAUCAGACAGCGAUAUGAUGGCGGGGUCCACUAUGGACUGUUCGGGGGUGAGAGUGGAUGGCACGUUUUACUUCACUGCUUCUCCUGCUAGCCUCUAGCCCAAGAGGUGUGGUUGGUGGAGAUUUAUCACCAAUGAGUUGCCACAAAUAUUGAUUGGACUUGCAGUCGCUUGCAAUAGUGCCUUCAUCUGUCAGUGUGUGCUUUAACUAUGGUUGCCAUGAUGUCCAUGCGUUUCGGUGUCUGUGUCUGGGGCUUGUUGAUAUGAAGAAUCUUGUCAGGGCAGGGGGAUGCAUGUAAAAGUGAUUUUAUGCAUUUAUUUGUUUAUUUGUAUGUAUGUUUGUUUAUCUAUUUAUAGGCCAGGCUGUUAUGUUGACAGACAGCCUUUGGGUCAUCACAUUGUCCACCCAUCUCAAUUCAGCAGCUUGCCAUCCAUGUCUGUGACUCCACCCCCCACACACACACACACACAUCCUUGCAAGCAGGCCUCUCUGUGUGUCCAGCGCUCUGGUAUGGUUUGUGGGCUUCCCACCCCGAGAGUGAGGGCCAAAAGCAGACAGGGUGCAUGAGAGACAUGUUGAGAGCGCAUAGGAAGGGGAGGGGGAAGGAAUGCUUCUCUGCCGUGUGCUUCGUCUGUGACCCGGGAGUCACCAGGCUCCUUCCUUUCUGUCUUCCACUCUCUCUUUCUCUCUACCCCCCACCCCCACCUCUCUCUCUUUCUCUCUCUCUCUCUUUCUCUCAAUCUCUGUCCCCCCAUCUCU